This is a messenger RNA of Williopsis jadinii, 599 nucleotides long. It is a transcript of the gene TOM6, whose product is annotated as Tom6p. The record is from RefSeq and is a predicted model, not a curated record. NCBI's taxonomy places the organism in Eukaryota, Fungi, Ascomycota, Saccharomycetes, Phaffomycetales, Wickerhamomycetaceae. Bases 177 to 599 code for a protein of 140 amino acids. Gene Ontology annotation, cellular component: mitochondrial outer membrane translocase complex. The transcript has 3 exons. Gene Ontology annotation, biological process: protein import into mitochondrial matrix.
GUUUCUGUACGCGUGCGUGUGUGUGCGUGUGUGUUUUCUCUAUAUUCUCACUUGUUCAGUUUGAAGUUGCCAGGAAAUCGGGGAGAAGAACUACACCCAGUCUCUACGUGCCCUUAAGUCACUUGUACUCUAUUUUGCCAACCUACAUUAAUCAACGAUUCACAUUUGUAUCAGAAAUGCUCCAUAUUUUAUCAGCAGCUAUCACACUUGCACAGUACGCUGUUACCGUUGUGCAGUACAUCUCGAUGCUCAUAUCCUUUAUGAUUAUAACGCCCGUGAUAAUGCUCCUUGCUUGGGAUUUGAUGCUAUAUGCUAUGCGUCUUGUUCAACUAAAACAGGUUGGCAUCAACGUUGUCGUUUGGUUUCACGAGUUGAAGUCUAGUACUCGAGGUUUAUGGACAAUGAAGUUGAAAAGAAUUGGGAAGAGACAGAUGUAUAAUCAGAAAGUUAUCUCUGCUCCUCAAAAGGAGAACGACUCUUUCAUCUCAAAAGUCACAAGCAACCCAGUUUUCCCACUAGGUUUGAACGUUGUUCUUUUCAUUGCCGGUGUUGCCUUCAUCCAAUCUCCAUUGAUGGACGCAAUGGCUCCUCAGCUCUAA